AAGCGGCUGGGUUGGAUGAUAAACAGGCCGUGGGUAGGGAGGACAGAGAGGCGGCGUUGGCUCCUCUGGCACUUUUCAUGCCUCGUUUUUUUUUUUUUUUCAGAUGUGGCUUGUUCCUGACGCAGGGUCCAAGCAGUCAGCUUGAGCUUACUCUUUUGUGAAAGGGGAAAGUCUCCCGUGCGGAAAGCGGUUAAACUUGUGGAGGGGGUGCGAGACGGCAUUUCUCCCCCAUGCCAGGCGAACGGUGCGGCCUCAAGCUGGUCCAGCAGCCGGCUCCACGACGACGUGUCUGAGGGAGGCCCCAGAGGGGGCGGGGAGGUGGCCCGCGGGUUCUGUAAAGACGCGUGGAGAAGAUUCGAUUCCGAGAACAGGAAGAGGCGGAUGGAAAGAGAGCCAGGCGGCUGACGGGGAGGGGGCCGCCAAGAUGGCGUUGGCCUCCUCCCAACCGUCGUUGGCGGUCGGUUUUUCAUCCUUUGAUCCCGGGGCCCCUUCCUGUACCGCGUCCUCAGCAUCUGGAAUCAAGAGGCCCAUGGCAUCUGAGGUGCCUUAUGCCUCUGGCGUGCCCAUCAAGAAAACAGGCCAUCGAGGUGUUGAUUCCUCAGGAGAGACAACAUAUAAAAAGACAACCUCAUCGGCCUUGAAAGGUGCCAUCCAGUUAGGCAUUACUUACACUGUGGGGAGCCUGAGUACCAAACCAGAGCGUGAUGUCCUCAUGCAAGAUUUCUACGUGGUGGAGAGUAUCUUCUUCCCCAGUGAAGGGAGCAACCUGACCCCUGCUCAUCACUACAAUGACUUUCGUUUCAAGACCUAUGCGCCUGUUGCCUUCCGCUACUUUCGGGAGCUAUUUGGUAUCCCGCCCGAUGAUUACUUGUGCUCCCUCUGCAGUGAGCCGCUGACUGAACUGGGUAGCUCUGGAGCUAGUGGUUCCCUGUUCUAUGUGUCCAGCGACGAUGAAUUCAUUAUUAAGACAGUCCAACAUAAAGAGGCGGAGUUUCUGCAGAAGCUGCUUCCAGGAUACUACUUGAACCUCAACCAGAACCCUCAGACUUUGCUGCCUAAAUUCUAUGGAUUGUACUGUGUGCAGGCAGCUGGAAAGAACAUUCGCAUUGUGGUGAUGAACAAUCUUUUACCAAGAUCCGUCAAAAUGCAUAUCAAAUAUGACCUCAAAGGCUCAACCUACAAACGCCGGGCUUCCCAGAAAGAACGAGAGAAGCCUCUUCCCACAUUUAAAGAUCUAGACUUCUUACAAGACAUCCCUGAUGGUCUUUUUUUGGAGGCUGACAUGUACAAUGCUCUCUGUAAGACCCUGCAGCGUGACUGUUUGGUGCUGCAGAGUUUCAAGAUAAUGGACUAUAGCCUCUUGCUGUCAAUCCACAAUAUAGAUCAUGCACAACGAGAGCCCUUAAGCAGCGACACUGUUCAAGUGUCAGUUGACACUCAAAGACUGGCCCCCCAAAAGGCUCUGUAUUCCACAGCCAUGGAAUCCAUCCAGGGAGAGGCUGGACUGGGCGAUAGCAUGGAGACCAAUGACCAUAUAGGUGGCAUCCCUGCUCAGAAUAGUAAAGGGGAAAGGCUUCUGCUUUAUAUUGGCAUCAUUGACAUCCUACAGUCUUACACGUUUCUUAAGAAGUUGGAGCACUCUUGGAAAGCCGUGGUACAUGACGGGGACACUGUCUCGGUGCAUCGCCCAGGCUUCUAUGCUGAACGGUUCCAGCGCUUCAUGUGCAACCCAGUAUUUAAGAAGAUCCCUUUGAAGCCUUCUCCUUCCAAAAAGUUUCGGUCUGGCUCAUCUUUCUCUCCGCACACGGGCUCCAGUGGCAACUCCUGCAUUACUUACCAGCCAUUGGUCUCUGGGGAACACAAGGCACAAGUGACAACAAAGGCGGAAGUGGAGCCAGGUGUUCACCUUGGUCGUCCUGAUGUUUUACCUCAGAAUCCACCUUUGGAGGAUUCUGACCCCAGUUUCUCACCUGUAGAUGGAAAGAUUUUGCAUAUGCUAACCACAAGUACAACCUUGGAAAAGCUUGAAUGUACAGAGUCAGAGUUCACCCACUAAGGGCAAAGCCUCAGAAGACCUGGAACAAGAUUCUGCCUCUCUGUGAUCCCAAGAUGUCAGCCCUUGCCCCAGCAAUGUUGAAUUUUCUUCUACUUGGUCAUCAAAAAAGGAGUGUAAAAGAAGCGAGGUGCGCUCUCCAUCUUCUUCCUGAAGAAGAGCCUCCUCUCCUUCUCUGUCCUCAUAAAUGGGCAUUAGUGCCUCGGACAGUUGAGGACCACUCCAUCCUCUCCACAGGAUCCCUUCCACUCCACAGUUGGGUGGCACGGAUUUUCAACUGGCUAACCUUGGCUUCCACAACUGAAUUUUUUUCAGACCCCCAUUCUUCAUGCUGGAAAUGAGAUUACUGGACUUGGCAGUUUUCUUUCCCCUCAUCUUUCACCAGGAACUGGACUCUUAAUUUCCUCAGGACAGACUAGUUGGCACAUUAUCCCCACCUUAGUUCUUUCUCUCUGAUCCCUGGACGAAGACCCCUGUAAUCUCUGUAUAGGUUUUUGGGGGAUAAGGGUGUUUAGCCACCUCCUAACUUUGUUUUUUUUUUUUUUCCUGAAAAAAGGAAAAAGUGCGCAGCACCAAAUUUCAAGCCAGUUUCAGAUCAAAAAUCCAGAAGUGUUGAUGAGAUGCCUAUUCUUAGGGCUCCCUCAGAAGAGCCACAGUGUUUGUGAAGAGAAAAGUGGUGAUUGCUCUGCCAGAAGCAGCUCCUCUUUAACUCCUCCUCUCUUGAUGAAUUUCUUAAGGCUGAAGGAAUGGAGAGAGUGGGAUGUGAGGUAAUCUUUACCCCUUUUGUUAAAACAUGAGGCAGCCAUGGGUUGGGAGAUCAUAGCCCUUCCUAGGCAGAAUCCUAUUCACUGCCAGGCUAUAAUGAUUAUUACUGUUUUGCAAUUUGAAAUAUAUUCUGGUUGCUUUUCUAAAUAUGAAGAAUUACCAAAUGAAUUUCAGAACAUUCUCCAAAGGAGUUUUUUUGCUCUUCCCAUUUUUCCAACAGUGUUUUCCUGUUUGUGGUGCUAAGGUGAAGAGGGGACACCUCUGUCUGUUUAACAGGCAGUCUGUAUCUAUGAGGCCAGCAAAUAUUUUCUUAAAUUCAUGGGGUGAGAUCAUUGCUAUGCCAUAUGUCCUACCCCCCUGUCUUCAUGCAGAGAACUUGGAAAUGGGGGCUACAUAUGCCCUCUCCUCCCCACCUACAAGAGUUGUGGUUUUCCAUCUGAUCCUUCCACUGUUGUCAGGAGAAGAAGGGGGCCUGGUAUCUCAGGCAUAUUAUUGAAUUCCUGUUCUAUCCCUUCUGUAUCCCACCCUGCCUUGACAGUAGGUUAGCCCAUACCCCAAAUAACUUUCUAUAUUAGACACCCCCUGCCAGUUUCUGGCUGCCUGUGUUUGCUGCCAUGUUCUUUUUUACAAGAAGGAAAGAAACAAUUCUUGCUAUUUUUUUUUCAUAAUUUACUAUUUAUGAUGUGUUUAAGUGUUUUAUUAAGGACAGAGUUCUGUAAGGGGUGGGAGAGAAUAUUUGAGGGAGGGCUGGGUCUUAGGGAAAGGAAUGGGGAAUCAACAUUUUAAUGAAGUGUCUCUAUUUGCCUCUACUUUGUAUUGUUCAGAAAAGGCAAAUGCAAUAUAAAAGUGAUAUAUGGUUUUAAUGUAAUAAACUUUUAUCAGUUAUUUAGAAAAAGAAAAGAAACUGAUGGAUCAUUUUGAUAACAAUGAAGAAAGGAGACAGGGACAAGGAAAAGUCGAGCUUAUCCUGUAAAGCAUCUUAAAGCAGAAAGCAAGGCUCUUAGUUUGUAAUUUAAUAUACCUGACUGUAAUAAUUGUAAAACAAGGCAGGAGUCAAGGAAGGGAGGCAGCUGACUAUGCCAUGUGUCUGUCAGCAUAAGGCAAAGGCAGAGCAAGGUGAAACGGCACGACCAGGAAAGAUGAUAUGCAUUGUCAUAAAUAAAUGCAGAGAGAAAGAAAUCUUUUUGUGAAAACGAACUUUGUUUCUGGACCCCUAUACUUUAUAAACACAGGGUACCACUUAUUCUUCAAACUACUUAAACUAGUCAUGGAUGAGUUUUCAAUGUUUUUAUAUGAGUUCUUUCAUGAGUCCAAAAUACUAUUUCUUACAUUGCGUCUUUCCAUAACUUUUCUGCUAAUAAAGACACCUGCCAGGG
Molecule: messenger RNA, 4194 nt
Organism: Nomascus leucogenys (northern white-cheeked gibbon)
Lineage: Eukaryota; Metazoa; Chordata; Mammalia; Primates; Hylobatidae
Product: phosphatidylinositol 4-phosphate 5-kinase type-1 alpha-like
Exons: 1
Coding region: 425-2056 (543 amino acids)
Biological process (GO): phosphatidylinositol metabolic process
Molecular function (GO): phosphatidylinositol kinase activity
Source: RefSeq, a predicted model, not a curated record